AUUAGUGUACAGCUCGAGCCAAAAUGGUGGACAAUGCGCAACAGAUUCACACUAUCGCUGACAUACGGAUACAUUUAACCUUUGACCUUUCCCUAGUUUCACGGCGUGGAGUUGUUGGUGUGCUCUACUACAGGCUGCAGCAUGGCUUCAUCAGCGAAAAGGCGAGCAAUUGGUGUGGGGAAAAAUCCUGAUGAAGAUGAAGGCGACAGCUCAGAUGAGAGAAUUGACGACGACGAUGGAGACUCAGAAGAAGAUAGUGAUGAGUCCGAGGAAGAAAUCAACGAGGAGGUGGUAGUAGAUUUUGAGGCUCACACAAUAUCAGACAAUGACUUCAAUGGGAUAAAGAAGUUGCUACAACAGUUGUUUUUGAAGGCCCACGUUAAUAUGUCUGAGCUCACUGACAUCAUUAUCCAGCAGAAUCACAUUGGAAGCGUCAUUCGGCAAGCAGAUGUUCCUGAAGACAGUGAUGAUGAUGAUCCAGACGAAGUUUUUGGCUUCAUAAGUAUGCUGAAUCUAACAGAGAGAAAGGGUGUGGAGUGUGUGGAGCAGAUUAAGGAGCUGGUUCUGGCCCAUUGUGAGAAGGCUUGUCCCCCCACCGUCACUGAGCAGCUUGAGAAGGCCUUGAAUGACACGACCAAACCGGUGGGGCUGCUGCUGAGCGAGCGCUUCAUCAAUGUGCCCCCCCAGAUCGCCCUGCCCCUCCAUAAGCAGCUCCAAGAUGAGAUUUUAGAAGCACAGAGGACCAACAAACCCAGUGGGAAAUGCCAUUACUGUCUGAUGAUCAGCAAGACCUGCAAGGAGGUGAAGAAGACCAUCCCUAACAGAGGAGCCCCAAAGGAGGAUAUGAUGUUUGUGAAUGCAGAGGAGGAGUUUUUCCAUGAGCAAGCGUCUGUAAAGUUCCAGUACUCAGUCCAGGAGGAGACAGACUCAUGCCUGAGUGGAAGGUGGUCGUUUGAUGACGUGCCGAUGAAGCCGUAUCGCACUGUCAUGUUGGUUCCCAUGGACAAAAUGGGAGUUAUAAUGGACAAACUCAAGGAGUACCUCACUGUUUGAUCUACUUUUCAUAUGUUGUAUGACUAUACCUUCAUACAAACCUCUGGACCUUUAAAAAAGUGUGACCGACGCUGAAAGUUUCUUAGUCCAGUGGAUGGUGUCUCUUCACCUCAUUAAGUCCAACUGCAUUGGAGUUUGAAUUAUGUUUUUUCUAACCUGGUCAACCAAUUAAGGCCAAGUGGUAGUCUUAGACUGGUAUUGAAUCAUUUGUGUAAAUUCAUAUUGUCACUUUCCUGAAAUAUAAUUAUUUUUGAAAUUAUUUAUCUCAGACUUGAGGUGAAAGUCUGAGAUUCCUUAAACCCAGUGAAACAUUUUUCUGCGGCUCAAUGCAUUAAACAAAUCAACUUCUGUAGUCCAUAACUGCAAUAAUUUAUUCAUCUGUCAUUUGUGUAAAUACUAAUCACAGAAUACCUGAAAAUAAUUCAACCUCUCCAAGAAAACUUUCUGUACACUAGAAGUCCAAAAUUUAUGUACAUGUAUGUUCCAAAAACCAUUCAGAAAUUGCAUAUUAAAAUGCAAUAUAUUCCUUCCCUGAAUACAUGUUUUUUUUAUCUGCAACAUGUCCUACAUGAUGAGACAUUUAACAUUUCCACAGAAGGACAAAUGUGCAGACAUGCUUCAUAGUUCAUUUUGGCAACUGGUCUUCAGAUUCUGAAUGCAGUAUGAAUAGUUCUACUGGAUCACACAUCUGUCAUAAGACUGUGGCUCUGGACAGUCUGUUUGUGUGGUGAUGGCCUGUGAGGUCUGGUUGUUGUCCUUGCAGCUGCCAGGGCCUUCAUGAUCCAUGAUGCACUGCAGUAUGUCUCUGCUCUCACUUGACGGCAGAUUGUAGAAGAAAUACUGGGGUGCCAUCUGAAUGAAUCUAUGGAAGGACGACAAAAUCACUCAACCCAUUUUACUGAAACCAUAUUUUCAGAAUGAUAUACAUUUACCAGAUUAGUUAAUGGGAAUUUAAUCUGGGUUUGUUUUUUACACCUAAAAAAAAAAAUCCCUUAUUUUGGAAAACCACAAAUCCCUUCAGUUCUGGGAACUGUAAUCUCCAAAUUCCCACUGUAAUACCAGACAGCAGAUUACAUAUCCAAAAUAAAAAAUACUGAAUUGUUUACA
Molecule: messenger RNA, 2160 nt
Organism: Alosa alosa (allis shad)
Lineage: Eukaryota; Metazoa; Chordata; Actinopteri; Clupeiformes; Clupeidae
Product: BRCA2 and CDKN1A interacting protein
Exons: 7
Coding region: 142-1053 (303 amino acids)
Cellular component (GO): nucleus
Source: RefSeq, a predicted model, not a curated record